This is a messenger RNA of Brachypodium distachyon (stiff brome), 1144 nucleotides long. RefSeq names its product transport and Golgi organization 2 homolog. The transcript is spliced from 5 exons. Lineage: Eukaryota; Viridiplantae; Streptophyta; Magnoliopsida; Poales; Poaceae. The record is from RefSeq and is a predicted model, not a curated record. The coding region runs from base 101 to 901 and encodes 266 amino acids.
AGCCAUGCAAAGGGAGAAGUAUCAGGUAAACAAACACAAGGCACACGGCUGCGAAACAGGGGAGUUAUUUGCAAGCAAGGAAUAGGGAACACCCGAAGCCAUGUGUAUAGCUGCAUGGAUUUGGCAGGCUCACCCUCAGCACCAGCUCCUGCUGCUGCUCAACAGAGAUGAGUUCCAUAGCAGACCUACGAAGGCAGUAGGAUGGUGGGGGGAGGGCUCAAUGAAGAUUCUUGGGGGCAGGGAUGUGCUUGGUGGAGGAACAUGGAUGGGUAGUACCAAGGAUGGAAGACUUGCCUUCCUGACCAAUGUGCUUGAACCUGAUGCAAUGCCCAACGCACGCACUAGGGGAGACCUGCCCCUCAGGUUCCUGCAGGGCAACAAGGGCCCACUUGAAGUUGCAACUGAAGUGGCAAAAGAAGCUGAUGAGUACAAUGGCUUCAACCUUAUACUAGCUGAUCUAACCAGGAAUGUCAUGGUCUAUGUUUCAAACCGGCCAAAGGGGCAGCCUGCAACGAUUCAACUCGUCUCACCAGGGCUCCAUGUGUUGUCCAAUGCAAGGCUAGACAGCCCUUGGCAGAAGGCGAUUCGCCUCGGUAAAAACUUCAGGGAGUUUAUUAGGAAGAAUGGUGAUGAUGAAGUUGAAGCGAAGGAUAUAGCUGAGAGGCUCAUGACUGACACCACAAAGGCUGAUAAAGAUAGACUGCCAAACACCGGGUGCGAUACAAACUGGGAGCACGGUCUGAGCUCCAUCUUCAUCGAGGUUCAAACUGACCAAGGGCUCUAUGGGACACGGAGCACAGCCGUUCUUUCAGUGAAUUAUGAUGGCAAAGCUAGCUUAUACGAGAAGUACCUCGAGAGUGGUAUAUGGAAGGAUCACACGGUGCAUUACCAGAUAGAGUAGGCAAUGCACAUGAACAGAUUGGAGCCUGAAAUAGGGAGAAAGAAUGAAUAGCUACCAUCGUGCAUGCUGUUAUUUCCACACUUGCCUUUAAGAUCAUUUAAUGAUCCUCUGAUCAUGCCGAUUAAAUUAUUUACUGUAUGCAGAUUUAUCAGUUCAGAAACAAAUCCAUUCAAAUUGUUGAAUAUAUACAUACUAUGAUAUUUGUACUUACAGAUUUUAUGUUGCGACGAUUGUCUACGAUCA